Molecule: messenger RNA, 1446 nt
Organism: Emys orbicularis (European pond turtle)
Lineage: Eukaryota; Metazoa; Chordata; Testudines; Emydidae
Gene: IRX5
Product: iroquois homeobox 5
Exons: 3
Coding region: 1-1446 (481 amino acids)
Biological process (GO): cell development; neuron differentiation; regulation of transcription by RNA polymerase II
Cellular component (GO): nucleus
Molecular function (GO): RNA polymerase II cis-regulatory region sequence-specific DNA binding; DNA-binding transcription factor activity, RNA polymerase II-specific
Source: RefSeq, a predicted model, not a curated record
AUGUCGUAUCCUCAGGGUUACUUGUACCAGCCCUCCGCUUCCUUGGCGCUCUACUCGUGCCCGGCGUACAGUACCAGCGUGAUUUCGGGACCCAGGACCGAUGAACUUGGGCGAUCUUCUUCGGGCUCCGCUUUUUCGCCUUAUGCCGGAUCUACCGCUUUUACUGCCCCUUCUCCCGGUUACAACUCCCAUCUCCAGUACGGCACAGACCCGGCAGCGGCCGCCGCCGCCGCCUUCACUUCAUACGUGGGCUCACCCUACGACCACACACCAGGUAUGGCAGGUUCCCUGGGGUACCAUCCCUACGCGGCGCCCCUGGGCUCCUACCCCUAUGGAGAUCCAGCCUACCGAAAAAAUGCCACCCGGGAUGCCACCGCCACCCUGAAGGCCUGGCUGAACGAGCACCGCAAGAACCCCUACCCCACCAAGGGCGAGAAGAUCAUGCUGGCCAUCAUCACCAAAAUGACCCUCACCCAGGUCUCCACCUGGUUCGCCAACGCCCGGCGGCGGCUCAAAAAGGAGAAUAAAAUGACCUGGACCCCCAGGAACCGUAGCGAGGACGAGGAAGAAGAGGAGAAUAUCGACCUCGAGAAAAACGACGAGGACGAGCCCCAGAAGCUGGAAGAAAAGGGCGACCCGGAGGCUCCCGAGACAGGAGGAGAAGAGCAGAAGGCAGCCCCUGGCUGCGAGCGGCUGCAGGAGCCCCACUCCCCGGCGGGCCAGGAGGCCGAGGGCGGCCUGAGUGACUCGGAUUGUAAAGAGCCUCCGGAGGAGAGGCUGGAGGGGAGGCCGGGGCCCCCCAAAGCGGCCGGCCCUGCGGCCUUGGUGCAGUGCCCGGCCAGCCGGAUCCUGCAGCAGGCGGCGGGCGGCGAGGAGCUCCAGCACCAGCACCAGUACCGCCCCACUUCGGCAGCCGCCGCCGCCCCCCACCCGGGAGACCUGCACCCCAUCGCCCCCUCCAGCAACAGCACGUCGGUGAUCCACUCGCCGCAGCAGGCUGCCCUCGCCAAACCCAAACUCUGGUCCCUGGCCGAGAUCGCCACCUCCGCGGACAAAUCGAAAGAGAGCAGCAGCGAGGUGUCUCCGGGAGCGGGGCCGAACCAGGGCCCUCCCUUGGCCGGGAGCAGCACCUCGCAUUCCCCGUCGCGGUCCCCCUCCUCCCAGUGCCCUUUUCCUAACAGCGCCGUCCUCUCCCGGCCCCUUUACUACGCGUCUCCGUUUUAUCCGGGCUACACGAACUAUAGCACCUUUGGGCACCUUCACAGCCACGCUGGCACCAACCCGGCCGCCGGAGCCCCCAGCAGCCAUUUCAAUGGAUUAAACCAGACUAUUUUAAACAGAGCAGAAACCUUGGCUAAAGAAACUAAAAUGAUCAGAAGCCAAUCCCAAGUAGAUCUUUGCAAAGACUCACCUUACGAACUGAAGAAAGGUAUGUCCAACAUUUAA